CUUUAACCUCAAAUUUUGACAUUUCAAUGUACACAAAAAACGUUCUAGAAAUUUCAAGAAUUGGAAUUAAAAUCGAUCUCACUCAAAUUAAAUGUUAAAUACAUACAAAAUAUGAUAUAAAUUAACUAUUUCAACAGUUGGAUUAUUUUUGGAAAGUAACCGAACAAUCAUAACCUAGUCUUUUACAUAAUGAUUAAACUACCAACGUGUUUUCAAUAUUUCAUUAUAUAUAGCUUACAACUUUGUUCCUAUAUUAUAUUAAUUAAUUGUGGGGCCAAUAACUUGCAUCAUAUUGAUGGUACUUCUACUGCUGAAGUAAUUAAUGGUGAUGUCUUUUUUGAAAUAGUAGAUCCAGUAGAAUUAGAAUAUACUUACAGGAUUCGUCCAGCCAAAGACUUCGGAGCGCCUUUUAAUGCCUCAUUUCAUAUUAAAAACGUACCUUUGGUUCCUAUACUACCAAAGAAUGGAUGUAAACCCCCCGAUAAUUUGGACGAUAUAGAAGGAAAUGUAGCUUUUAUUGAAAGAGGUGAUUGUUCUUUCAAGUUGAAAACCCUCAUUGCAGAACGCGCAGGUGCCAGAGCAGUCAUAAUAAGUGAUGUAGUUAAUUCAAAUCAAGAAUAUUUUAUUGAAAUGAUUGAUGAUAAUGCAGUGGAAGAAGUUAAUAUCCCUGCAGGUUACUUAUUAGGAAAAAAUGGUUUAAUGAUAUUGAAGACCCUGGAGAAGCUGAAAAAAAAUUUUGCCAUAAUUAAUUUACCAGUGAAUUUGACAUUUACGCCAAUACACGAAAUGAAUCAGCCUCCAUGGUUGGGUUGGUAGAUUUAAAAAUGAUUUUAUGUAAUUUUAUUUUAUUGAAAAAAAAUUUGGAUGUUUCCUGCUUGUGAGUACAUUAUAUUUAUUAAAUGAGUGAUUAGUAAGUAUUGUUAGAAAAUUAAUGACUAAUGAAGCAAUAAACACUGUAGAUAUUUUUAUAAAAAUUAUUAUUGGACGAUUUCGUAUGCUGAAAUUGGCAUAAACUUAAGUAUAAGUGGAAUAUGUGGAGGGUAGUUCAUGUUUUGUAAUUGUAAUUUCCAUUGAAAAUUGGAAGUGACAUUCAGAAAGUGAUCUAAAUCUUGUUCUGGGCUAGGAUCCUGAAUCAGCUGAUAGGUAAUCUAUCCGAACACAGGUUGUAGUUUCUGAAAAGUCCUUUUUAUUAUUUGUAAAUAACCGUGGAUUUUACUUUUACAUGUUUAUAAACAUUUUGAUAUUACCUACUAAUAUAUUAACGAAACAAUGACACAUAAUAUAAAUCAAACAAAAAAGUUUUUUAUUAAAUACAGGGUGAUUGAUUAGUGCCUCCUUUGUCUUUGAGAUAUCAAUAUGAAAAUUUGAAGGAUGUAUGUAUGUGGAUAUUGGGGUAUCAUAUACUCUGCGAUCCAAUAGAUCUAUUGUGUCCCUCUUUCUUGCUGCAAUACUGGGGAACACAGUGUUUGUAGCUGAUAUUUUUGAAAAUCCAGAAUGAAUUUGAGCGAUUAUAGCCAUCAUUAGUCUUCACAUGUUCAAUCUUAAAGGAUGUUCCAGAAUGCCAUAUCAUAGUUACAUUUUUUUUUAAUGAAACACCCUAUAUUUUAUUGCAUAUUUGGAAUCAGCUUGAUUUCCCCAUUUCAUAAUAUAGGUCUGAGAUGUGUUUUACUGGGCAUUUAGAAAGUUCAAUACUCUGUACAAUGUAAGAGAAAUUCAAGAAUGCAAAUCUGUUGCGACCAAAGCAUUCGAAUAGUAGUAAUAAUUCUGGGAAAUUUUUUAUUUCGUUAAUAUUCAUUGAAUCUAAUACAGAGUGAAUCAAAAUACUAUUACAUUAUUUUCGAAUGAAUUUUAUUUUUCUCAAAAAAAUAUGGUCCUAGUACAUAUUCAACAAUACUUCCCCACACAUUCAACGAUCAUCUAGUUUGACUGUGUGUCACUAAGUGAUUUGGAUUAGCUGAUGAAUUACAGUGAAAGUUUGGCUAGUUAACACAACCAUUUUUAUUAAAUGUGGCUUCAUCUUCAAAUAGAACAUGGUCGAAAAAGUCUCUCUGUUCAUAAACUUUUCGCAAAGUCUACCUACAAAGAGCUUGUCAUUUUCUAAAAUCAACUUUGGACAAAUUUGUCAUGAAUUCUUUGCACGCCGUUCGAGCUCAAUUCUUGUUUGCUGAAAUUUAUUAGUAGGCUGUAGCUUAUGGCGGCAGAUUUCAGGGGGCGGCAAAUUUUGUUUAAAAACUUCUUGCUCUUUACAUGGAGAAACGUUUGGAAAAUCUUACAGAAAUGAAAGUAUUUUGAUGAAAAUACUAAAUACUUAAACAACUGCUGAAAGCUUUAUUAAAGGUACUUUAUGAUCAUGAAUAUUGCAACAGGGAUCUAAUAUAAUUGAAAUUUAGUUAUUUUCACAAAUGAUUUAGUUAUAAAUUUCAACUAAAUCACUAAAAUUUUUUCUCUAUGUCUAUGUUCUACAAUGGGCCGAAGGUCGAUUCCAUUUCAAGGACUAAGGUACUACAAUCAGAACUCUUAGUAUGAACAAGUUAAAGUGGAAGCUGAUUCAGCAAAAUUUUUUUAGAAGCUUGUCAUAAAAGGACACUAAACUAUUGUUUAAAAAUGCUGUAACCAACUUCUUAUUUAAUUUCACUUUUAAGUCCCAUAUGGCACUACCUGUGCCCCGGGUACUAUAUACUAACAAAUUAUGGAUAUUUUCGUUUUUGUAAAUUUUUUUUUCAUUAAUAAAGGAUUAUUAUUGUUAUUAUUAAUAUUAUUAAAUCUACACACACAAUCAGUCAUUCAAUAUCAUUAGAAAGCAUCAAAUUUAAUUUUAGAGUUUAUUUUCUUUUUUUUUUUUCGUAAAAAAUACCAAUUCAAAUUAUUUUUCAUUAUUUUAAAUAUAAAACUGAAGAAUAAUCCAGAAUUUUAUAUAUAAAACUUUUGUUUCCGAAUUAUUGAUAAAUUUUAUUGAUAAAAAAUAUAAAAUGAAUAAUUGUGAACUGAGAUAUCGGAUUUCAGGUGGCAAAAGGUGAAAAGCCUUCAUUCCUUACACUUGUGUGUGGGUUUUCAGUAACUGUCUACAAAAAAUCUCCUGUAACAAAAGUUUUAAAUCGUUCAAGCUUUUCAUAGAUAACUGAACCCGUGCGAUUGAACCGCUCCAUCAACAUCUCCAAGCUUGCUUCCAUAGGUCGCCGCCUUUCAGGAAACCGUUCAUGGUAUACUCUUGCCGAUAGUAAAGCCGUUCCCCCUCAUUAGCAAGUACAGUUUCUAUACCAAAUUGGCAGUCUGUACCGCAUGCAUACCGAGGCUAUGUUAUCAAAUAGAGACAUCCGGAUUGGUCGGUAGGAUUCGUUUUCGGUACGAUUUUCUCUCGGAAUACUGGCUUUUGGUACUCAAGAUCAGUCCACACUCUGCAUCAACCGAACGAGUAGUUGCGAAAUAUUUAACAUUCAAUUCCGCGUGCUACAAAAGUGUUUAAGAAAAGAGUUCUUUGUGAACAGUUUGCAAGUAUUGGAUUUACCAAAAUAGUUUUUUCUAUUAUCAUAAACGAAUAUUUUCAAACAUGGCAUUUUGCACCCAAUAUUGACACAUUUGCUUGCGAAAAUUCCAUAUGUUGAUAUUUGCAGUUCGUAACGUUGACAACAAUUUAAAUAUUGACCCUUCGCUUUCCUGAAGUUGUAACUCAAGGCCUAAAUAGACAAAAAAUAUUCAGAACAAGUCAAAAUAUAUUUCAAGAAGGUAUGCGGUAUUUCAGAGAAGAAGAUAUCCCCACAAAAAGAAGAAGUCCGGAGCAGUCAAAUCAGGCGACCGUGGAGGCCAAUCAACAUCACCAUUUCUUGAAAUAACUUAUUGUAAUUCCAUUGUAAUUUUGGCUGUAUGCGAAGUGGCACCAUCUUGUUGAUACCACAUGUUAAUCAAGCCCAAAGCAUGUAGUCUUGGCGUUAAAAAGUUUUCACGAUAUCGCUCCUCAUUGACAGUUACCGUUACGCCGCCAAAGUUGUUCUUGGAAGACCAAGUUCCUGAGCACGACGUCGAAUGAAUUGUUUUGAGCACUUUCUUAAGCAGCAGUAUUGUUUUCAGCCGAUCUUACAGUACGUUGUGGUCAAUGCUUGGGCUUAUCAGCUACAGUUCCUCUUUCUUCGAAAUCAUUCACUAUACUAUAAAUAAUGUGUCUUCUGGACACGUGGUUUCUCCCAAAAGUUUCACGUAAGUUUCUCAUCGAUGAUUGAUUUUGAUAAAAUGUUUGAACGAUUACAACACGCUCGUUUGCCGAAUAUUUUUCCAUAAUAAAUUUGCCACGUCUCUACUUCACGACUGCCAAAUAUGAACUGUCAACACUAAUGUUUACCAAAAUAACAGCAAAACAAAAUAGUAUACCUUCCCGGCGAACACAUUGUAUAUACUUAUUUAGUAAGCUCCAAUGUAGAGAAAAAAUAUUUUUCAACCAUCGAUUUCUUUUUUCCCUUGUACAAAUCAAGAAAAUGUAUAAAAUAUAAUUUGUUGAUAUAAUAU
Diorhabda sublineata is the source of this 4497-nucleotide messenger RNA. Its product is annotated as PRADC1-like protein. The transcript has 5 exons. NCBI's taxonomy places the organism in Eukaryota, Metazoa, Arthropoda, Insecta, Coleoptera, Chrysomelidae. Bases 190 to 816 code for a protein of 208 amino acids. The record is from RefSeq and is a predicted model, not a curated record.